ACGUCACAACUUCGUCCGAAGCCAUCGUCGCAACAACAAUGGAGCGCGUGCACGCCAGCGGAGAGAGCGAAUCUCCACAAGGCGACCUCAAACGCAUUCGCAAAGGCACCAAGAGCUGUGUUGAAUGCCGACAGCGAAAGGUUCGUUGUCUCUGGGCGGAUGAGAGGGACAGGGUUUGCACCCCAUGUCAGCAACGUGGUCGAAAAUGCGUACCGCAGCUGUACACUCGUCGCAACACCACUACGAACAAGGUCAGCUCGAAGGAUCGGAUAGCUCGUCUGGAGUCGCAGUUGGCCCAUAUCGCCGCAACUGUACAAAGCAAAUCGCAUACCUCACCUGGAAGAGCGACCAGUGCCGCGAGUGAAACCACAGGACCUGUGUUCGAUGAUCAUGAUUCCGAAGGGGACGAGCGGUUAAUGCAAGUGGGAUCCCAGCCGCCAGAGCAUCUCCGGAUCCUAUUCGACAAUGCUCUGAUAGGUCCUGAUGAGCGAGGGCCCGACUUUGGGAGCCGCUCUCAAGAACGGCCUCCUUGUUCGACUCGCUACCUUGAUCAGGCGCGGGCAAAACUGCAGGCACUUGUGCCAGCGAGAGAUGAUGUCAUCGCCGUGUCCUCCUACGCCGUGCCAUGGAUGAGCUUGUACUUUGAACUUUUCCCUGCGACUUCCGCGACUCCCAAUCGCGAUGAGCUGGUGAACCAGCACGAACAUAUGCUGAAGCCGAAUGCGGAUCCUGUGAAAAUUGCAUCCUUCUUGCUGUCGUUCGCGAUGACAGCGAGGCAGAUACCAGCUGACGAGCGUACAACUGUCCUGCCGGGCAUCAAAAACAUCGACAGCUACGUCAAGUCGGUAAUGGCCGUUGUAGAAGCUGUAAUAGUCUCGCACACCGGCAUUGCUUCAACAGUGGAGGGGAUGUCUGCCACUAUACUAUACUUACGACUUCAGUUUGGUUUUGGGCAAAGCAGACCGCUAUGGCUCACAUUGCGGCGAAUUGUAGCUCUAGCAGAGCUCAGCGGCUUGCCACGCGCUUGGUACCAAGCACAAAACGACAGCGCUGGACGAGAAAUCGACACUGUUGCACCAUUCUCUGGCACUACCAGCAAAGUAGCACUUUGGGAGACCAUUUGUGCUACCGAUCGCCUCGCUAGUAUGAUGUUCAAUCUACCAGCAGCGACUUCAACUCGCACAUUCCCGCCGAGGCAAGUCAUUGACACUAACGGAAUGGUUCAUGUGCAGCGUUUCAUGUUCCAGCUGGCCGGCAUCUCAAUGCAUGUGACUGAACUGGAUGAAGGCUACAUGUGUGGACAAACAGUCGAGACGUUAUACGACAAGGUUCUUGCUGCGGAUAAGGAGCUCCGAGCAUUGAAGUCACUUACACCUGUGGACUGGUGGCAAGAGUCUGCGCAAUAUCUCUCUGCGUCUCUGAUGGUUCAGUUUUGGCACUGCUAUUUCACUGCCAGGGUACAUCUCCACACAGCAAUGGCACAGGAUGAGUACAAUCAAUAUGCCUACAGCCGUAUGCAAUGUCUCGAAGCUUGUCAUGCUUUAGCUCGACGAUACUCCCAUGUCCGACGUGCACUUCCUUCAGGAUUCUUUCUCUGCAGGAUAGUGGACAUGCAAGUCUUCACUGCUGCGGUUUACCUCCUACUCUCGUCGUUUGACAGCAAUCUGCUGCCCAGGCAUGACGAGGGAUCGCGUCUCCGCAGCGUUGAGCAAAUCGUCAUGACUAUGGAGUUCGUAUCUGGACAAGCAGGCAGCGACUUCGCGCGAGAUGCUGCUGCUGCGCUCAAGGGAUUGAUCGCACAUCUGAGCAAGCCGGCGAACUCGAACGAGCCAGGCUUGACUCUCCGAGUCCCACUGCUUGGAAGCAUACAUGUCGGGCGUCGAUCAGAGGGUCCAUCGAUGCAAAAUGCAGAGAACAAUCCACAGCCGUCGGCAAUUCCCACCUCUGGCACGAAUGGAAUUCCAAGCAGCAGUCAGCAAAUCACAGAUCCAUUCUACGCUGCCACUUCCUAUCAACCUUGGAUGCAACUUGAUGUUGGAGACGCUUUUCAGGAUCCGUUCUUUGCCGACGAUACUUUGCUUGAUCAAUGGGCGAAUAUCAACAACACAAUGCCGAUGCUGAAUGACAUUGAGAUGUACGGCCAGGGAAUCAGGCACAUCUAA
Messenger RNA from Cercospora beticola, 2162 nucleotides. RefSeq names its product Zn(II)2Cys6 transcription factor. Lineage: Eukaryota; Fungi; Ascomycota; Dothideomycetes; Mycosphaerellales; Mycosphaerellaceae. The record is from RefSeq and is a predicted model, not a curated record. Gene Ontology annotation, biological process: regulation of DNA-templated transcription. Gene Ontology annotation, molecular function: zinc ion binding; DNA-binding transcription factor activity, RNA polymerase II-specific.